Messenger RNA from Solea senegalensis (Senegalese sole), 3527 nucleotides. Its product is annotated as UNC93-like protein MFSD11. The transcript is spliced from 13 exons. The coding region runs from base 715 to 2055 and encodes 446 amino acids. Lineage: Eukaryota; Metazoa; Chordata; Actinopteri; Pleuronectiformes; Soleidae. The record is from RefSeq and is a predicted model, not a curated record.
UGACGUUGUGGUGUCACAAGGGCGCUUUAUCGCCAACUUUUGAAACCUUAUGAGACAAUUCCAGUCACAUAUUUUUGCCACAUUAUGGGUGAAUACAAUUAAUCUGGAGCCCUCUAUAUUGACGGUUUAUGACUUUCAGGCAGCUCUCUAUGUCAAGAAAGUUUGGAGACCCCUGGUGCCGUCUUAUUCUCGAUGUCAUUCUCCUGACCGCCUCUGGAGGGCAGCAAAGAUAAACGAGUGUAAACGUCUGGAAAAUAGCACAAACAAUCAGAAGAAGAAGAUUCUUACAGUGGGCGAUGAAUAUUCAUGUUGACGAAAGUUAUGACGGAGACGUCGAGGUGGGAAAAAGGGGAAGACCGCAAAGAAAGUGUUUUUUUUAAUUUAAGUCACAAGUUGUCAUGCGAGCGCUGAUUGGUAUGAGAGGCGGGAAGUUGCGUUUAUUCCAGUGUGGAGAGUGUGUUUCUCUGGGCUCUGCUCCUCUCAUCCCUGCUGUCUGCGCAUUAAACUUUAACAUAAAGUGAGAGUAAAGGCUGUAACUGUAGUGGUGCUGCUUUGUUAAAAUGGAUUUAUCGGAGACUUUUUACGAGUCCGCACGGGAGUCUUUAUUAGAUUUGUAGUUCAUACCAGUCGACAGCACAACAUUACCAGUGACUAUACAUCUGCCUAACGACUUUUUGUUCCUUCUUCGUAAACCGGCGGAGACACAAACACACCAUGGCAGACACAAGGACCUUCAACGUUGUGAUUUUGGGUGUGGGGUUUUUGCUCGUUUUCACCGCCUUCAACACCUGUGCAAACGUUGAACAAACUGUGGUGAAAAGCCUAAACAAUGAUACCUUCACUGGCAGUGGCUACCACAGUCUCGGAAUCAUCUACGGUGUCUUCUCUGUCUCAAAUUUACUUGCACCAAUGAUCGUCACAGUCAUUGGACCGAAGUUUUCUAUGUUUUUAAGUGGCCUGCUUUACAGUGGUUACAUCGCUGUGUUCAUCAUCCCUUCAACAUGGUCCUUUUACUUGACCUCUGUGCUCAUUGGCGUCGGAGCAGCAUUGCUGUGGACGGCUCAAGGACACUUUCUGGUGGAAAACUCAGAGGCGUUGACUAUCAACAGGAACACAGGGAUGUUUUGGGCUCUUCUACAAUGCAGCAUGUUAUUUGGAAAUCUUUACAUUUACUUUGACUGGAAUGGGAGAACAGAGAUAUCAGACAACACUAGGAAAAACAACUUCAUGUCCUUGUUGGUGGCCUCUGUACUCGGUACACUCAGCUUCCUGGUGCUGAAGAAGAGCCAUCAUGAAGAGGAGAUGCUCUCUGAAGACGAAGGGCAGGCGCUGCUCUCAACUCGCACAAUGUAUAAACAACGAGCAAACACUGCCGCGCAGGACGCAAAGUCGGAAUUCAAAACUAUCCUGCAACUUCUGAAGACUAAAACUAUACUGCUCCUGAGUCCCUGCAUGGCAUACAGUGGCCUGGAGCUAUCUUUCUACAGCGGAGUAUAUGGGACAUGCAUCGGAGCAACGGCGCACUUCGGACCGGCAGCCAAAGGCUUGAUUGGCAUCUCUGGGAUCGUGGUAGGCAUUGGAGAAAUAGUGGGUGGAGGCUUGUUUGGUUUGCUGUUCAAGAACAACCGCUUCAGACGGACGUCCGUGGUUUUCCUGGCAAUGGUUGUCCACUUUGUUGCCUUCUAUUUGAUCUUCCUCAGCAUCCCCGGCGACGCUCCUGUCGUCUUUAAAACCGUCACGCAAGAGAACCCGUAUCUCACUCCAAGCGUCUCCAUUGCCCUGCUGUGCAGCUUCUUGCUUGGACUCGGGGACAGCUGUUUCAACACACAGCUCUACAGCAUAUUAGGCUGUGUUUAUGCUGAACACAGCACAUCUGCUUUUGCCAUCUUCAAAUUCAUCCAGUCUGUUUUUGCAGCCGUGGCGUUUUUCUACAGCGGUUACGUCCUAUUGAUGUGGCAGCUCCUGCUGAUGGUCAUCCUGGGCUUCGCUGGGACGCUGUGCUUCUUCGUGGUGGAGAGGAUGCAGAACGUCUCGGGGGAUUUGCAGGAAUAUUAGAGAUGAGAUAUUCUGUGGUUUUCUAGCUUUUCUUAAUUUUUGAUAAAUGUAUGUUAAUGUGUAUGGCAUGGACUUUGCCAAAGGUGCAUAUUUUUUGGGUACAUUUUAAAUUGUGAACCAGGUUUCUCUAAAAUAUGACCACUCAGUGCCUUAGUGCUUCAAAUUAAAAAAUGUUCAACUGAAUUAAAUUGCCAUUAGAACAUACAAUCAUGUAUUCUAUGUCAUUUAUGAUUUUAAUCUCAGGUCAAGGCUUCAAAAUAUUAUGUUAGUUUUUAUUAAAAAACACAAAUACCUAUACAUUUUCCUCUAUAAAUGAGCCAUAACUGCGAGCAAAAUAAGAUAAAUAAAUGCAUAAUACAAAAAGCAAUAUGGAUAUUUAAUUAGAGACAAGACAUUUUAUGUUUUUCUAGCUUUUUUAGUUUUUGAUAAUUUUGUGUGUAUUCAUGUGUAUGGCAUGGAUUUUGCUAUAGGUGUGUAUUUUUUUUGGUAAAUUUUAAAUUGUGAACCAGUUGUUUUUUUUGUUUUUUUAAAUAAUGACCACUCAGUGCCUUAGUGCUCCCGAUAAAUCCAAUUGAAACUGAUUUAAACGGCCAUUGAGUACACAACCUGUACAUUUUGCUCUAUAUGACAUAUACAGCACAUGCAAAAUAAGGUAAAUACCAAAUAUGAAGGAGUAAUACGAGUCCAAGUAUAAUAAUCACAUAAUACAAAAAGCAAUAAGGAUAUUUUACUCCGACCAGUUUGUUUAUUUGACACAAAAUAAUGAAGCCAUAAUGUCGUUAUCAUAUAGUAUUUUCAAGACAAAUCAUUUUUGUUGUUUUCGUAAUAUGAAAAUCGGUUGUCUCAUGUAAACAAGCUUGUUUUUUUUAAAGAGAGUGAAGAUACUGAAGGAAGAUAAAUAUUAUGGUAUUUGUGAUGUGGUUAAAAAGAAAUUAGUUGACUGAUAAGUUCUUUUAUUCACCAUGGGAACCUGUUUUUUUUCUUCUUUUUUUUUACUUUAAUUGACAGAAGGUUUCACACGUUUGGAAAAUAACGACUUGAAAAGUUCAAAUUGAUGUCACGACUGGAACUAAGCUGCCUUAAGAGAAGCGUUGACGAGUAUUGCACAGUCCUUGCACAUUUCACUCUUUUUAAUUACACUAAACAAUAUGACUGCUGACUGUUUUCUUUCUCUUUUACGUGUUCGUUUACUUCCUGAAGGAUUUACAGUACUUUUUACUUGCAUCGCUUCCAGCUCAGGUUUGUUUGUCAGUGUCGCCGAUGAAGAUAUUUUCUGUUGUUUAUAUUGUAUCAGAAUGAUUGACAGGUUUGAAAAUAAAGCACAACAUUGUUCCUUGUCAUCGCGUGUCAGAAAUAAUGGUCACUAAUUAACGCCUGACAAUCACUCUUUCUUAAUGUUUUUUGUACAAUUUUGCAUAUUAAUGUCAGUGUUUUGCCUCAGUUUUGUGGAAUAAAGUUCUAUGCAUUUUGCA